GUAUCAUUUUAUUUUCAAACUUCAUACUAGCCUCGCGCACUUCCCGUUAGUAGAACUAUGCCAAAACUACAUGAUUCACUUGUAGUUAUGUUUAGUUAAAGGGAGAUUUUAUUAUGUGGUUGCAUACCCUAUAGUACUUUUAUUUUUUACUGAAGGACCACUGUUUGAGAAGAACAUUCCACCAGAUUUUACUUGAGUUGGAACACUUUGAGGUGUAUUAGGCCUAUCACCAGGAACCCUCCCAGUUUGCGGCCGUGAGAGUGAAGCAGGCAGCAUGAGUGCUCAGGUCUCGGUGAAAGCGCUGGACGGAGGUUGGGGCUGGGUCAUCAUCAUGGCCUCCUUCAUGGCCCAGUUCCUGGCCUAUGGCUCACCCCAGUCUGUGGGCGUCCUCUACCCAGAGUGGCUCAGUGCCUUCCAGGAGGGAAAAGGCAUGACUGCCUGGGUCGGCUCCCUGGUCUCUGGAGUGGGACUAAUAGCCAGUCCUGUCUGCAGUGCCUGUGUGGACAACUUUGGUGCUCGCCCUGUGACCAUCUUCAGUGGCGUGAUGGUGGCAGGCGGUCUAAUGCUCAGUGCCUUUGCCCCCAAUGUCCAGUUCCUCAUCUUCUCUUACGGGAUUGUUGUCGGCCUUGGCUGCGGUCUUGUCUAUGCUGCCACGUUGACCAUCACCUGUCAGUACUUUGACAAGAGACGAGGCCUUGCCCUUGGCAUUGUCACCACAGGCACCAGUGUGGGAGGGUUCCUCUAUGCCACCGCUCAGAAUGAGCUGAUCGUGCUGUUUGGCCUUGACGGCUGCCUGCUCAUCAUCGGAGCCCUGGCUCUCAACCUGAUGGCCUGCGCGGGCUUCAUGCGACCUCUGAACCUGCCAGGUUACUACCUGAAACGGAAGGCUGCCCUGGAGCGAAACACCGAAGAGCAGAUCUUUGAGAAACCUCCAGUGGAGGACCUGAAGAUCACACCGAGCUCCACGGAGAAAAACGAGGUGGUCAAAGAAUUUCUCAUCACCAUCGAUGCCAAAGACCUCACCCCGGCGCCCUCCGCGGAGAAGAAAGGGAGCUUUCUGUGUGGCUCGACCAUCGUGAGAGUCAUCAAGGAGAAGCGGCAUGCGUACAGCAAGUACAUGCAUUCCACUGCCGAGUUCCUGCACGACCGGGCCUUCGUGGCCCUGUGCGUCGCUCUCUUCCUCUUCAGCCUGGGUGCCUUUCCUCCAGUUCUCUUCAUGGAGGACGUUGCCCAGAGCGAAGGCCUCAUCGACGAGGUCGCCAUCAUUCCCCUGGUUUCCAUAGUAGCCAUCACCACCGGCGUGGGAAAGCUUGCACUGGGUGCUCUGGCUGACGUGAGGUGGAUAAACAGCCUGUACUUGUAUGCCUUCACUCUGCUGGGCACCGGGAGUGCUCUGCUCCUCAUCCCCCUCUGUAAGAGCUACUUGGGCCUGCAGAUCCUCUCCGCUGUGGUGGGCUUCUUCUCUGGGAACUGGUCUCUCACGUCGUACAUCACCACCAAGAUUGUGGGCAUGGACAGGCUGACACAAGCCCAUGGAAUCCUCAUGUGCUUCGGGGGGUGUGGGAUCGUGCUGGGACCACCUGUUGUUGGGUGGUUCUUCGACUGGACACAGUCGUAUGACCUGGCGUUCUACUUCAGCGGAGGCUGUGUGCUCCUUGGUGGGUUCCUGCUCUUCCUGUGUGUGUUGCCAUGCUGGGACAGGAAGAAGACAAACAACAACAGACCAGACAUCCAGUACACCAGCAAUUGUGACAGAGUCGCUUCUGUAGCUUGAGCACUAAUCUUCUUAGCUACUUCCUGGUACAAAUAUGUUCUGAUGAACCUAACAUACUCUGGAAAGAGUUUGCUCUGUGUGGCAGACAGAUUUCAUUUUGUUAAACCUGAGGGGAAACCUGGAAUUUGUGUUCCAUGCUGAAUACCUUUGAAAGAGUUCACAUGCAUGUGCAUGGGUGUGAGUUCAUAUGGAUUGCCUUAUUUUACAGGGCCUAUUCAACAACAUGAUUGAUGACAAGAUUAAUACAUUACGGUAUGUUUACUUCCAGAAACCAGUUGUGGACCUUCACUGGGUUCAAACUAAAAAUGUUCUUUGGCUGUGGUUGACCCUGUGGAGAUACAUAAACCAACCUGUGGAUAUGUUGGUUAUCACUGAAAACACUGUUUAGAUUGUUUUGUCUUUUUAAAACCAUAUUGCAAAACGGAGUUCCAAUUCCAAAGAUUAGCCCGGGAAACAAUACAGGGAUUCGAAAUGAGGGAAUGCACUUUAAAGUACCGUGUUGUGAGACGCACAAAAUCGUCUUUCUUUCUUGUUUUUUGUUCUGUUUUUAUUUAUUUAUUUUUCUUUAGAACUUCCCUGUGUUACCAAAGUGAGAUUAUGGUGGAUAUCUAUAAACAAGUAAUGCCUGAUGAAUAAUUCAAGCCUUGCUUCAAAAGAAUAACCAUAAAAUGCAUUUGUCAUGUACUGUACUUGUACUGUAUUUGGCUUUUAAUGUUUAAAAUGGUAUGUGCGUGUAUAGUCUGGUACAGUUCUGCCUUUAAACAGACUAAGAACAUAUGAAAAGGCCUUGAUACAGGAACAGAUGUGGACCAGUUGUCCGG
Messenger RNA from Osmerus eperlanus (European smelt), 2595 nucleotides. Its product is annotated as monocarboxylate transporter 9-like. Bases 275 to 1774 code for a protein of 499 amino acids. The record is from RefSeq and is a predicted model, not a curated record. The transcript has 6 exons. Lineage: Eukaryota; Metazoa; Chordata; Actinopteri; Osmeriformes; Osmeridae. Gene Ontology annotation, biological process: transmembrane transport. Gene Ontology annotation, cellular component: membrane. Gene Ontology annotation, molecular function: monocarboxylic acid transmembrane transporter activity.